AGCGCUGGCCAAUCAGAGGCCGCCAGCCUCACCGAGGGACGCCGAAUCCCUUCGGCUAUUUCCGCCACCGGAGUCCCGAUGUUUUCCGACUGCGCCCAAACCUAGUGCCGAGCCUCUUCGGCAACUUCCGGAAAUCCGGAAGGGAGGCUGCCGAGCGCGUUCGGGCGUCUCCGGCACGGCAGCGACGCUCGGGCGACAGGAGGGCGGCCGCGCUCCGGCCCCAGCCAGACAUGCGGCUGCUCUCGCGGGCCCUCCGCGCGGCGCGAGGCUACCGAGCGGCCGCUCUGGCGCCUCGGAGCCUCCGGGCGGCGCCGGUGGCGUGGCUGAGCGGGCGGCCCGGCCUGGAGGAGCUGUUCGCCGCGCCCUCCCUGCGCCGCCUGCUGGAGGCGCGCGCGCGGGGCGAGGGCGGGGCGGCGCCGCAGCUGGCGGCGCGCGUGCGGCGGCUGCGCGACAAGGAGCGGGAGCUGCGCGACACGCGGGAGCUGGCCCGAGAUGAGAAUGAAGAUUUCCGGAAGCUUGCAGAAACAGAAAUUGCUUCCUGUGAAGAAGAGAUAGCUGAACUGAAACAACAGAUAGUGUUGCUUUUGAUUCCUUCAGAAGAAACAGAUGAGAGUGAUCUUGUCAUGGAAGUAACUGCUGGAGUUGGAGGGCAGGAAGCCAUGCUGUUCACCUCGGAGAUAUUUGAUAUGUAUCAACGAUAUGCUGCUUAUAAAAAGUGGAAAUUUGAAGUAUUAGAAUACUUUCCCAGUGAAAUAGGUGGCCUAAGGCAUGCAGUAGCCAGUAUAGCAGGUGCUGAGGCUUACAAAUACAUGAAGUUUGAAGGAGGAGUGCAUCGUGUUCAGCGGGUGCCAAAGACAGAAAAACAAGGACGCAUUCACACCAGCACAAUGACUGUUGCAAUAUUACCCCAACCCACUGAGAUGAGGCUGCAAAUCAAUCCAAAAGAUCUACGGAUAGAAACAAAGCGAGCUAGUGGAGCUGGAGGCCAGCAUGUCAAUACCACAGACAGUGCUGUACGGAUAGUUCACAUUCCAACAGGGAUUGUGUCUGAAUGUCAGCAAGAAAGAUCCCAAAUUAAAAACAAAGAGAAGGCUAUGCAAAUGCUAUGUGCUAAAUUAUACAAUGCCAAACUAGAAGAAGAAACCAAAAAGAGAAACAGUGCUCGAAAGAUUCAAGUUGGGACUAAAGGAAGAUCAGAGAAGAUCAGAACAUACAACUUUCCACAGGACCGGAUUACAGACCACAGAAUAAGCAGAUCAGUGCAUCAUGUUGAGUCUUUCAUGCUAGGGGAAGAAAUGCUAGAUGAAAUGAUACAAACUCUGAGAGAAUAUGCUGAUUAUGAAUCUCUAAUGGAAAUUAUUUCAGAAAACGAAAAAAAUAAUUCCUCCUGAACAUUGUUCUUUCUCAGGCCAUUACAACAGAUGUAGACCUUGUUCUGCAAAGAAGCUUCUUGGAGCACCACCCAGAAAAUGGAAAUUCCUUUCAGAUCAUGAAGAACAUCACAACUUGUUUCUUCAUGAAUAUUAAACAGUCUUCUUACUUACUGGGUAAAAGACUUCAUUAUCUUAACAUAAGACAUUUUUGCUGCAGUAGUCCUUUUCAAAAGUUUAUUUGACUGCACCAGAAGUAACAGCAGUUUUUAACUUUUUCUACUGAGAACUGAUUGACCACUCUCAAAAGGUAUGCCUGCAUUAAAAAAGUUCCAGCUUUCUGUUCAACUGUGGCUUAACCAUCACACAACAGUGGAAUAGCUUACUUGAGUGAACAAAAAAAAAAAUCCUGUUGUUUGAGUGACUGGAAAAAAGUGAUAAAUAAAUGACCCCACUCUUCCUAUCUACA
Messenger RNA from Oenanthe melanoleuca, 1839 nucleotides. RefSeq names its product mitochondrial translation release factor 1 like (gene MTRF1L). Gene Ontology annotation, molecular function: translation release factor activity. Gene Ontology annotation, biological process: translational termination. Lineage: Eukaryota; Metazoa; Chordata; Aves; Passeriformes; Muscicapidae. The transcript is spliced from 7 exons. The coding region runs from base 231 to 1391 and encodes 386 amino acids. The record is from RefSeq and is a predicted model, not a curated record.